GAAACAGCUUACACGUUUAUAGUAGACUUCAUUCUCUCUCUCUCUCUCUCUCUCUCUCUCUCUCUCUCUCUCUCUCUCUCUCUCUCUCUCUCUCUCUCUCUCUCUCUCUCUCUCUCUCUCUCUCUCUCUCUCUCUCUCUCUCUCUCUCUCUCUCUCUCUCUCUCGCACACAGGAAUCUCUGCCACGCAACAUGCAAGUAACUCUGAACAUCUCACCUGUUUCUGACUCUGAUCCUGUUACUCCAAACAAAAGGUUUUGGCUCUUAUAACUUAGUGGUUGGCAAUAAUUAUUAGCUGAAACAGUUGGAAAGCAUUUUUUACUUAGUUAGAAUACUAAUUAUUGUGAUAAUUAAUCACUUUCUUUCUGCUGAGUAAAAUAACUUAAAUUUAGAUGGGAACUUCUCAAGGACAGCCAAAUUCAGCUUGUAUUAAUUCAUCAUCUAAUGGUAGUAGCAGUCAAGGAACUAAUGUUUCUUAUGAAACAAGCAACAUGGAGAAGCAAUUCUCUACCUUGGAAUCAUCUCAAGCAUCCGUUGAUUUCACAGCUUUUCAUUUUGACAAUAACAUGAAUGGAUCGCCGAUAAGUGAUGACUAUAGAGCAGAUAAUAACAGCUUUGAAUUGAAGAAAAAACUUAAAGACUUGGAGGUUUCAUUGUUAGGCCCCGAGUCGGAUAUCGUCGAUAGCUGUCAGUCUUUCUCAAAUGGUAGCCGGCACAAAGGCGUGUCUCAACAUAAUUGGUCUAAGAUUGUAGAAAUGAUUCCAAAACUAGACUUGAAAGAAGUUCUUAUUACAUGUGCACAAGCUGUUUCUGAUGGUGAUAUUGAAUCAGCAUCAGGAUACAUGAACAAUGUGUUAGGAAAAAUGGUAUCGGUCAGCGGUGAUCCGAUUCAGAGGUUAAGUGCUUACAUGUUGGAAGGUUUAAGAGCAAGGUUGGAAUCAUCAGGGAGUGUAAUUUAUAAAGCACUGAAAUGUGACGAACCGACAAGUAACGAAUUAAUGAAUUAUAUGCAAAUAUUGUAUCAUGCUUGCCCAUAUUUUAAGUUUGCUUACAUAUCUUCCAAUGUUUUCAUUUGUGAAGCAUUGGAAAAUGAGUCAAGAAUUCACAUAAUUGACUUCCAAAUUGCACAAGGGACACAAUGGUUGUCACUUUUGCAGGCUCUUACGCGUAGACCAGGUGGACCUCCGUUUGUUCGUGUGACAGGUAUCGAUGAUUCACGAUCGUUUCAUGCUAGAGGUGGAGGAAUUCAUAUUGUAGGAAAAAAGCUAGCAGAUUAUGCUAAAACUUGUGGAGUUCCAUUUGAGUUUCAUAGUGUUGCAAUGUUUGGAAGUGAUGUUCAAUUGGAAGAUCUUGUAGUUCGAAAUGGUGAAGCUCUUGCUGUGAAUUUUCCUUUUGCUUUGCAUCAUAUGCCGGAUGAGAGCGUGAGCACAGAGAAUCAUAGAGACCGGCUUUUGAGAUUGGUGAGUAGUUUGUCACCUAAGGUUGUGUUACUUGUGGAGCAAGAAUCCAACACAAACACUUCUCCAUUUUUUCAAAGGUUUGUUGAGACUUUGGAUUAUUAUACUGCUAUGUUUGAAUCAAUUGAUGUGGCUCUUCCUAGAGAUGAUAAGAAGAGGAUCAGUACAGAACAACACUGCGUGGCUCGCGAUAUUGUUAACAUUAUAGCUUGUGAGGGAGAUGAGAGGGUUGAAAGACAUGAACUUUUUGGAAAGUGGAGGGCAAGAUUUUCAAUGGCGGGUUUUGUACCGUUACCAUUGAGUCCCUCGGUAAUUGAUUCAAUUAGAAAUCUCUUGAAACAUUUCAAUGAAAAUUAUAGAAUUGAAGAGACAGAUGUUGCUAUCUAUUUAGCAUGGAAAAGUAGAUUUAUGUGCACAUUUUCUGCUUGGAGAUGUUCUUGAUAGGGUCGGCUCAAGACAAAGGCUUAGAGUUAGGUGAGGACUCGUAGUGAAGAAAUCAUGAGAGUGGAUUCGUAUCUGCAAUUUUUGUUAGAUAUCAAAAUAGAGGUGAGGCUAUAAAAUUAGUAGUAUACGUAGGGGUGAAUAGGGUGAACUGAGCGGCCUAAAGCAAAGACUUGUCCGACUUUGUGCCUGGGUUGACUUGACUUACUGUUAUAGGUAUAUGAAUACAUUUUUCUUGUUUGUUCUUCCUUUGUUUAUCUUUAGUGACAAUGUUUCGCGAUUGGACUUGGGAUUUAGCUAUGUUCCAAUGUGGAUCCUCCUCCAUUUUUGCAGUCUUAAGAGUUUAAUAUAGUACCAACUUUCAAAA
Messenger RNA from Trifolium pratense (red clover), 2263 nucleotides. RefSeq names its product scarecrow-like protein 21. Gene Ontology annotation, biological process: regulation of DNA-templated transcription. The coding region runs from base 391 to 1896 and encodes 501 amino acids. Gene Ontology annotation, cellular component: nucleus. NCBI's taxonomy places the organism in Eukaryota, Viridiplantae, Streptophyta, Magnoliopsida, Fabales, Fabaceae. Gene Ontology annotation, molecular function: sequence-specific DNA binding; DNA-binding transcription factor activity. The record is from RefSeq and is a predicted model, not a curated record. The transcript has 2 exons.